Mesoplodon densirostris (Blainville's beaked whale) is the source of this 2501-nucleotide messenger RNA. It is a transcript of the gene PDLIM2, whose product is annotated as PDZ and LIM domain 2. The record is from RefSeq and is a predicted model, not a curated record. Gene Ontology annotation, cellular component: adherens junction; Z disc; stress fiber. Gene Ontology annotation, molecular function: muscle alpha-actinin binding; actin binding. Gene Ontology annotation, biological process: heart development; muscle structure development; actin cytoskeleton organization. The coding region runs from base 87 to 1163 and encodes 358 amino acids. NCBI's taxonomy places the organism in Eukaryota, Metazoa, Chordata, Mammalia, Artiodactyla, Ziphiidae. The transcript has 10 exons.
ACGGCUGCGGCGGGAACGGCGGCGUCUCCUCGCCUCCCUCCUUCCCUUCCCUUCGUUCCCCGGCCCGGCCGCCCAGCCCGACAGGUAUGGCGCUGACGGUGGACGUGGUGGGACCCGCACCCUGGGGCUUCCGCAUCUCGGGCGGCAGGGAUUUCCACACGCCUAUCGUGGUGACCAGGGUAACUGAGCAGAGCAAGGCCGAAGCUGCUGACCUCCGGCCUGGUGACAUUAUUGUGGCCAUCAAUGGUGAGAGUGCAAACAGCAUGCUGCAUGCCGAGGCCCAGAGCAAGAUCCGCCAGAGCCCCUCGCCCCUGAGGCUGCAGCUGGACCGGCCUCAGGCCGCCUCUCCCUGGCAGACCAACGGGGAAAGCUCCCCCGAACUGCUGGCCGCUCGCUUCCAGGGCUCCAGGAGAACACACACCGACAGCCAGUCCUCCCUGCGGUCCUCCUGCUCUAGCCAGGCCUCCCUCAGCCCCCGGCCGGGCAGCCCCUUCUCCACCCUGCCCCCCGCCAGCCCCCAGGCCCCCGCGGGAGAGGUGGUGACCAGCCACAGUUUCCAGAGCCUGGCGUACUCCCCGGAACCCACUACUGCUGACCACUUGUCCUACAGGGGCCGCCCUGGAAGCCGACAGGCCGGCCUGGGCCCCGCUGGCGACUCGGCUGUUCUGGUGCUGCCGCCACCGCCUUCCCCAGGUCCCCGUUCCUCCGGCCCCAGGCUCAGCGUGGCCUCGGAAGGGGAAAGCCACCUCCUGAGAGAGGACUCAGAGGUCUUCAAGAUGCUGCAGGAAAAUCGCGAGGCACGGGUGGUCCCCCGGCAGUCCAGCUCUUUUCGGCUCCUGCAGGAAGCCCUGGAGGCUGAGGAGAGAGGUGGCACACCUGCCUUCCUGCCCAGCCCGCUGAGCCCCCAGUCCUCCCGGCCCACUUCCAGGGCCCUGGCCACCCCACCCAAGCUUCACACGUGUGAGAAGUGCAGCAUCAGCAUCGCGAACCAGGCCGUGCGUAUCCAGGAGGGGCGGUACCGCCAUCCGGGCUGCUACACCUGCGCUGACUGCGGGCUGAACCUGAAGAUGCGAGGGCACUUCUGGGUGGGGGACGAGCUGUACUGCGAGAAGCACGCCCGCCAGCGCUACUCCGCACCGCGCACCGUCAACUCCCAGGCCUGAGCGCCCGGCUGCGCUCUCAGACCGCCCUCCACUCUGCGGGCACCUCCGCUCCCGGGCCGCGCCAAUAUCAAGUUGGCCUGGAAAGGCGGCGACGGGGGCUGGUGAGGCCCCUUCCUCCUCGCUGGGUGAGGCCCCUUCCUCCUCGCUGAGUGAGGCCAGAGGCUGGGACCUGCCUGUGCUGCGGGUGAGGGCAGCCUCACCUUCCCGGGCCUCUGCUGGAUACUCUCGCGUCCCCCUACUGGACAGGCUCUGUGUCAAAGUGCAAAGUGGGUGCUGCCUUGGACACCUUUGUGUACCAGGGGUUAAGCAGGCUGGGACGUGGAGAGAAGUAUCUGGAAGGAGAGGGCUGGGCCAGAGGCUACAGGUAUUCACUGUGUAAAGUUUUCAACAUAUGAGCUCUAUAAAUAUAUACUGAUACGUGGACAAAAUAAAGUAGGUGCCCCUCUUUUCUCUCCUUCCCUGCCCCAGCCCCUGGGGAGGAGCUUCUCCCUACCACUGGGUGGAGAGUCUUCCUACAUACAGUUUUUCUCCCCUCUUAUUUCCGCCUCCCUCAAACCUCCACCCUACCAGAUGCUUCACCACGUGACACUCCCGACUGAAGACACCUGCUCCUGUUAGUGGAGGGUCAUGCUCUUCCUGGACCCUCUUUUAAAGAUGUGUGUUUUAUUGGGAUGAUCCCUGGUAGAGGAAUGAGUUUCUCACUGGGAGCCCGAGAGGGGAAGGGAUGCUAGAGGGCUGGCAGCAAACAGGAAGCAGGCCCUGAGACUCCUGCCCAGGCCCGUCUCCGUGAGGCAGUCUGUGCUGGCGCUCUGUGCCCCUCGCUCUACUUGGUAUGGAGGCUGCCUGCCCUGCUGACGCACCCAGGGGAGCUCAGUGGGCCAGAGAGGGGGCAACAUCUAAAGAACCUCCUGCGCUUGCCUGAGGCUGUCUGCACCCGUUUGAGAAAGCUUAUCCCCAGGAGUAACCUUGGACAGGGCUGUGAGUUAGCUUUCCCUGGGAGGGACAACCCUGCAGCGCCCCUACCCUGAGGACCACCACCCUCCAAGCCAGGGUUGGUCUGCCUGCCCGUUCCCCGGGAGCCCCAGCUGGCUUCGUUGGUGGUUGAUUUGAAAGCUGCUGCUAGGCAGGGGGCAGUGGUCCUCUGCCAGAUUUUUGGCUUGAUUCACCCAUCACUCCCAGUCCUAAUCCCAGAGGACACUUCAGAAAGGUGCAUGGGUGCUGCUGGGUGCUCUAGACCUACCUUAUUGCCCACUCAGCCUGAGGGAAAAGAUCAAAGCUGGGCUUCAGAGGGUGCUUUGUGCUAUCUGGCUCUUUUGGGAAGGAAUCUUGGCAGAGACU